CACGUGACGGCGGCCAUGCUGUCCGGGCCGCAGGGACUCCAGGCGGAGGCGCCACGUCACGUGGCGGCGGCCAUGUUGCCCGGGCCGCGGCGCCCGAGUGGGUUCGGCCUGCUCCUCCUGGUGCUGCUGCUGCUGCCGCCGCCGCUCCCGGCCGCGCCUGGCACCGACGAGCCGCGCUCGGCCUGGGCCUGGCCUGGCUUCCCGCGCCUGCGGGAGCGGAUGCGGGCGGUCGGGGACCUCUCCAAGCGGUACUGGGCGCUCCUCAGGUGCCAGGUGUGGCCGGACCACUGCGAGGAUGACGGGGAUGCAGCCGCGGGGCCCCCGGGCUGGAGCCUUCCCCUGUUGGGCCAGCAGUACCUGGAUGUGCUGACCACAUGGUACUGCAGCUUUCAGGACUGCUGCGACAGCGGGGAUUGCAGGAUCUCCAACAACUUCACAGGCUUGGAGUCAGACCUGAAUGUGCGACUGCAUGGCCAGCAUUUGGUCCAGAAGCUGGUCCUAAGAACAGUGAAGGACUACUUAGAGACGCCCUGGCCAGACAAGGCCCUGGCUCUGUCGUUCCAUGGCUGGUCUGGGACAGGCAAGAACUUCGUGGCACGGAUGCUGGCGGAGAACCUGUAUCGGGAUGGGCUGAAGAGCGAUUGUGUUGAGAUGUUCAUCGCCACAGUCCACUUUGCUCACUCCCAGCAUGUGGACCUGUACAAGGAGCAGCUGCUGGGCCGGAUCCAGGAGACACAGCAGCUCUGUCUCCAGACCCUGUUCAUCUUCGACGAGGCCGAGAAGCUGCAUCCGGGGCUGCUGGAGGUCCUUAGGCCACACUUGGAACGCCGGGCCCCUGAGGGCCACAGGGCCAAGUCCCCAAGAACCAUCUUUCUUUUUCUCAGUAACCUUAGGGGCAAUAUCAUCAACGAGGUGGUCCUGAAUUUGCUUAAGGCUGGAUGGUCCCGGGAAGAAAUUACAAUGGAACACUUGGAGCCCCACCUCCAUGCUGAGAUUGUGGAGUCCACAGACAGUGGCUUUGGUCACAGCUGUCUUGUGAAGGAAAACCUGAUUGACUACUUUGUCCCCUUCCUGCCUCUGGAGUACCGUCACGUGAGGCUGUGUGCACGCGAUGCUUUCCUGAGCCAGGAGCUGCAGUACACUGAAGAGGCGCUGGAUGAAAUCGCCACAAUGAUGGCGUACGUCCCCAGCGAGGAACAGCUCUUCUCUUCUCAGGGCUGCAAGUCUAUUUCCCAGAGAAUUACCUACUUCCUGCCAUGAAGGCUAGAUAAAGGAGGGCCAGACUGGUCCAGCUAUCACCAACAUACAAGUGGUGUGUAAAAGGAAGUCCUUAUGUUAGAAGUAGAGCCAAUUCUUAAGCUUACUUGGUGCCUUAAAGACACACAUUACAAAACGGUUAGGUGGUGGGAGACAGCAAACCCCAAGGGCUCCUUACAAGUCCACAGAUGGUCUCCUUUGCACCUCAGCUCCUCCUUGCAGGUGCCUGGGCUUGGGUGUUGGGCCUCAGAGGCUGCAGGAUCCUUGAGUUGCAGAGCAGGGAAGAAUGAAGUUCUGUGACCCGGGAGUGCAGAGUAUACCUCAGGUUUGCAAGCUGGCUGGGCUGGCUUUCAAGUGGUGACUCCCAGAGGAAUGUUGAGUAGCUUCUGUUGCUUCAACAAAGCCUCAGGCUGAAGGGAAAAGUGCACAGAGGAAGAUCCUUUUAAAGUCAGUUCAGUAUCAGCUAAGACUUACUCUUCUACAGAUUGAAAAACAUUUUUUAAAAUUUGGGGUCUUGACGUGACUAUAUCAUACAUAAAGAUUAAAAUUUUGUAUUUUUCUAGA
Messenger RNA from Microcebus murinus (gray mouse lemur), 1821 nucleotides. It is a transcript of the gene TOR3A, whose product is annotated as torsin family 3 member A. Lineage: Eukaryota; Metazoa; Chordata; Mammalia; Primates; Cheirogaleidae. Gene Ontology annotation, cellular component: endoplasmic reticulum lumen; nuclear envelope. Gene Ontology annotation, molecular function: ATP binding; ATP hydrolysis activity. The record is from RefSeq and is a predicted model, not a curated record.